This is a messenger RNA of Zygotorulaspora mrakii, 516 nucleotides long. RefSeq names its product Egd2p (gene EGD2). The transcript has a single exon. The record is from RefSeq and is a predicted model, not a curated record. NCBI's taxonomy places the organism in Eukaryota, Fungi, Ascomycota, Saccharomycetes, Saccharomycetales, Saccharomycetaceae. Gene Ontology annotation, cellular component: nascent polypeptide-associated complex; cytoplasm. Gene Ontology annotation, biological process: protein targeting to membrane. The coding region runs from base 1 to 516 and encodes 171 amino acids.
AUGUCCGUCAUCCCAGAACAAUCCAACGUUACCAUCUUGAGUAAAAAUGAAAAGAAAGCCAGAGAAAUGAUCUCUAAAUUAGGCUUGAAGGCUCUACCAGGUAUUUCCAGAGUCACAUUCAGAAAGAAGGACAAUCAAAUUAUUGCCAUUGACCAACCAGAUGUCUACAGAACUGCUGGUGGUAACUUUGUUGUUUUUGGUGAAGCCAAGGUUGACAACUUCACUCAAAGAUUAGCAGCAGCUCAACAACAAGCUGAGACCACUGGUGUUGCUCCAGCAGAUUUUGCCGACAAAUCACCAGAGGACAUUCAGGCUGAUAUGCAAGCUGCUGCUAACAACGGACCUAGUGACUCCAAGAUUGAAGAAGCCGACGAGGAAAUUGACGCUGGCGACAUUCAAGCCGAAGACAUCGAACUAGUUGUUGAACAAGCUGGUGUUUCCAAAAAUGAAGCUAUCAAAGCAUUAAAGGCACAUAAAGGUGACAUCGUCAAUGCUAUCAUGGCCUUGUCAAAGUGA